Messenger RNA from Asterias rubens (European starfish), 2142 nucleotides. Its product is annotated as muscarinic acetylcholine receptor M3-like. Bases 610 to 2043 code for a protein of 477 amino acids. Lineage: Eukaryota; Metazoa; Echinodermata; Asteroidea; Forcipulatida; Asteriidae. Gene Ontology annotation, cellular component: membrane. Gene Ontology annotation, molecular function: G protein-coupled receptor activity. The transcript has 3 exons. The record is from RefSeq and is a predicted model, not a curated record. Gene Ontology annotation, biological process: adenylate cyclase-activating adrenergic receptor signaling pathway.
UAUUGAACGUCAAGGAACGUCCUUGUUCGAUCAUUCAAGGGAUUAUUAUUGUUUUGGGUGUCUUCGCUGGAGCGUGGUAACUUCCCUCUACUCCGUUGCUGAUCUAUACCCACAGAUUCGUCGCAAGCCCGGGCUCCCCCUGGAGCUGAGAUCGACCUGAAGUUACCCUCAACGACUGGAUACAUACGGCUAUACACAAUGGAUCACAUAGGUUCAUAAGGUUUAGCUGCAAUAACAUGAGACGGACGUUCGGAAGGAUAUCCAAGGACAGCAAAGAAUUUAAAUUCGUAUUAUGUGGAAUUCAACAGAUUAUAAUCCCGAGGUGACUUGGAGAGAGCAGCGAGAUACGAAAAGAGAUAGCUAAGGAUGUUGAAGAACGACACUGAUUUACCUUCGGUUUUUAUACUUAACUGGAUGAAUCAAAUGAAAUAUUUGGAGUUACACAAACAGUAACUGCCUGGCCAGUGAGUGCCGAUCCAGCCAAUCAAACUACAGGACCUCAAACUGAAUUACAAACGGUUAAUUUCAAGGAAUGUAGACACCUCGCUAUUUUCGGCACCAGGAUCAUGUUGUGUUCGAGACCAAUGGUAGAUACAUUUUAAAACAACAAUGGCGUUACCGAAUACAUCUAUGUUGGAUUAUGUGACAUUAUCUACCACCAUGACAACAUCAAGUAACAUGUCUGUUGCUUUGGAAUAUGAUGAUGACAACUUGACGUCAUCGAUACCAAAUAUGGCCACCGAUGUUCCUUUUGAAACGUACCGGUACAUCCUCGCGGCCACUGUUGCAUUUCUUAUAUUUCUUGUUACUGUCAUUCCCAACACGAUCAUCAUCAUAUUGGUUGUCAUCGACCGCAAACUGCGCAAACUCAGUAACUAUUACAUCAUCAGCCUGGCAACCGCGGAUUGCAUUGUGGGAGCUCUGGUCAUGCCCUGCAUGGCCUCGUAUACGGUGUUGGGCUACUGGGCUCUGGGUGGUAUCAUAUGUGACCUGUGGAUUGUGUUUGACUUUAUGUGCUGCACCGCCUCGAUGCUGAGUCUAUGCAUGAUAUCGCUGGAUCGCUACUGGGCCAUUACACAACCUCUCAAACAUAUGGGUCGGAGAAGCCGCAAGAGGGCGCUGUUCUUUGUUGCGUGUAUAUGGACCAUAUCAGCUGUGUGCUGGGUACCAGCGAUUGCUGUAUUCCGCUUUGUCGACGGGAACUUUGCGCAAGAGAACGAAUGUUCGUAUUUAACUGAUCCCAUUUAUGUACUUAUGUCUUCUAUAUGUAUUUAUUACAUUCCCAUGUUCGCAAUGGUUUUCCUGUACAUGAAGGUGUACUUAGCAGUGAAGAGACAAUUUAGAAAUAUGGAGAGUCUUGAAGAUUGUAAGGAAACGAAGGGAGAUAAGUUUAAAGGUCAAGUUGUUGGCAUUGACUCUACCAAUGGAAAAUCACAUCGCACCUAUAAGCGCACGGACGAUCCCUUGGAGCUUAUCUCAACGCAUACGUAUCAGAACCAUGGAUUUAGCUCUGGUAGAACGUCAGAAACCCAGACGUCUCAUUGCGAUAGUACACUCGAGACAAAGGCAGUCGACUUGGAUAUCACUACUGGACAAAAUGGCGGACUCGAUAACUCAACUACGCGCCUGAGACCAUUGAACGACACAGUGACAACACUGUCUUUAUGCGUAGCUACAAUGAACCCGGAUUCGACUGCAGUAGAGUUGAAAAAGUUGAGACUGCGCAAGAUUCGCGCCAAGUACGCGGAAAUUAACAGAAGAACCGCCCGAACCCUUGGCAUCAUCGUGGUCUUAUUCCUCAUCUGCUGGCUCCCAUUCGUUGUCCUAUUUCCCAUCAAUGGAUUCUGUGAAUGCAUACCAGGGAAACUGUACGAGGCUUCCUACUGGAUGGCCUACUUGAACUCGACCCUUAACCCUUUCCUGUACGGCUUCAGUAUUGACUUCAGAAAGGCAUUUAGAAGACUGUUCUGCAGGAAGUGCAUCUCGAAUAUCCACGAAGUCUCCUCGUUUGACGAUGGUAUACUUGGUGAAAACAAGACCUGAAGUACAUUCUGGACGCUCCAGAGAUAUGGUGGAUAUUACAAGAGUGCACUGUUUGAUGUGGGUGUAUACAGUGACAUUUAUCCAAACCCUGCAGUGACA